AUUUUCGAUUCGCGCGUCUCAAACAGCUCCACGUACUCAUCCGGUUCUGCAUUUCUUUGAAAGAUGGCUUCCACUUCUUCGAUGAAUAGAAAUAACUCUGCUGUGAAACGAAUCAUGCAGGAGGCUCGAGAACUUGCCGACGAUCCCUCGACAGACUAUAGAGCUGCACCACUAGAAGUGUGUUCACAAGUUAUUUCUGAAUCUUUCGAAGCAGCUGACAUUGUACCCAGGAAGAUAUAUUUGUUAGUCGCAAUCCAAACCAUCUCUCGGUCGUACUUAUCGUUUACACCCCAGGAAUGGCAUUGCACUAUACGCGGUCCCCAAGGCACCGAAUUUGAAGGUGGCUUAUAUCAUGUUCGCAUUUUAUUGCCUGCGGAAUACCCGUUUCGACCACCAUCGCUCAUGGUCCUGACACCAAAUGGACGGUUUGAAUUAAACACAAAGAUUUGCAUCAGCUUUACGAACUACCACGAGGAGUUGUGGCAACCAGCCUGGGGAGUACGUACCGCUAUCGUUGGCUUACAAGGAUUUUUUCCCUUAAAGGGGCAAGCUGCAGUAGGGGUAGGCUCGGUUGAGUUUCCUGCGCCUGAACGUAAACGGCUAGCUGAACUCUCUAGAAGCUGGACAUGCCCUCACUGCCAACAAACCAACCUGGAGAUUUUACCAGAUCCAGUCUCAGUAUCAACCUCGCCUCCCUCAACCGAAACACGAGAAAUGACUCGCAGUGUUGAGGCUGAAUCAACGGAAGAAUCUGCCAAUCCCUUGCCCUCGCAGCCUGUCCGCACUCUGGAACAGCCAGUCGAUCAUUCUUUCCCUUCUCAACCCACCUCCGCUUUUGCAGAUAUCACUACCCCCUCACAUGCCCAAGAUGGCCUUGAGAGCGGUACUCCUUCGGUGGACCCUAUUCCGUAUCCCCCACCCCCAACUCAAGUUUACUCUAGCUCAAAUAGACCGCCUUUCUUGCUCGACACCGCUAUCUGUGUUCUUCUGGUGUUGGUGUUUGCGCUGAUUUGCCGACGGAUGUUGUGA
Molecule: messenger RNA, 1029 nt
Organism: Marasmius oreades (fairy-ring Marasmius)
Lineage: Eukaryota; Fungi; Basidiomycota; Agaricomycetes; Agaricales; Marasmiaceae
Exons: 6
Coding region: 64-1029 (321 amino acids)
Source: RefSeq, a predicted model, not a curated record